Arachis ipaensis is the source of this 1284-nucleotide messenger RNA. Lineage: Eukaryota; Viridiplantae; Streptophyta; Magnoliopsida; Fabales; Fabaceae. The record is from RefSeq and is a predicted model, not a curated record.
AUGAACCCGUCGGAAACGACUGUGGAGGAGGCUGACCAGCUACAAAGGAGUAAGAAAAAGCUUCGAAAUGAUGGAGGCACUUAUAUCGGAGAGACUUCCAGGAUUCCCAGAGAAGAGGACUGGAUGUAUGAUAAGACCACUUUUGUGGGAGCCAAUGGAAGAAGGAGAACAUAUGCAGACCUGGUAAUCCAUGGCAGCACAGAGAAUAAUGAGGACUUUGAAGACUUGGAUGAGGAAAUGACCAACGAAGGGGAGUCUUCUGAGGAAGAGGAAUCGGGGAUGAUGGAAGAAAUGUUGGAGUGGAGCCAAGCACAGAGAGAGGCUUACAGGAAGGCACGUAAGGAGGAGAGAGCAAUCCCUUCCAUCACUGUGAACCGUUUACAGAAUGGCAUUUUCAACAUCCAGGUAAAUAAAGCUGAGAAGAAAAGACUAGAAAGGCCAUGGAAACACACCUUGAUUAUCAAGCUGCUGGGAAGGAGUAUUUCUUACGGGGUACUUAAGAGAAGGCUCGACACAAUAUGGGCGAAAUCUGGAGGGCUAGACUUGAUUGAUCUAGGAAACGAUUUCUUUGUGGUCAGGCUGUUCAAUGAAGAUGACUACUGGUAUGUUCUGGAAGGAGGACCAUGGAUGCUUUUUGAUCAUUACCUUACUAUCCGCCGAUGGACGCCAGACUUUAAUCCCUUCGGUGUGUCAAUUAAUAAGAUAGCGGCAUGGGUCCGUCUUCCUGACUUGCCCAUUGAGUACUAUGAUAAGAGAUUUCUGGGGACAGUCGGAGACCAGAUAGGAAAAACCCUCAAGUGCGGUAAAUUUGGGCAUGUUAAUGAAGGCUGUAUGCAAGCGGGGCCAUCGACUUCAGCCCAAACGGAGAAGAAGAAUGCACAGGUAGGAGCUCAGGCGGGACAGGAGGAAUCAGGGAGGAAGGAGGUUGAUAAGGGCAAAAAUGUCAUUAAUGAGAAUCCUAAUUUUGGUGCAUGGAUGAUAGUACAAAAGCAAAAAAGGACAAGAAAAUAUGCUGCCAAGGAGAGUGGAGAUAGUGGCCAUAAGGAUCGUGGGGAGAAGAAUAAUAUGGAAAAGAUGGCGAAUACGACAAGAUACGAGGUUCUGGCACAAGGCACAGAUUAUGAGCAGGCCAGAUGCGACAAUGAGAAAGGUCCUCGUCAGCAAGUGUCCUCAUGCAACGUGAUCCCAAACGGCGCACCAAAAGAGUUUCUUAAUGGGAGUCAAAUGAGGAAAACUAAAGCGUCCACGGAAAGAACAUUUGUGGAGCCAAUUCCCUUGGCCUAA